AUGCUCCCCGCGGCCGUCCUGCUGGCCUUGGCCCUGCGCCGGGCGGCGGGGCUGGACCUGGGCUUAUCCACCAAGUGCGUCUCCAUCCCCACGGACAUGGCCAUGUGCCACGACAUCGGCUACUCGGAGAUGAGGCUGCCCAACCUGCUGGGUCACGUCGGUUUGCCCGAGGUCGUGGGGAAAGCCGCCGCGUGGCAGCGCCUCGUCAGCACCGGCUGCCACCCGCACGCGGGGAUCUUCCUCUGCUCGCUCUUCGCACCCGUGUGCUUGGACACGUGAGUACCCGCGGCCGGACCCGCGUGGGCCGUUCACACGUUCAACUCGGGAGAUGCGAGUCCGGUGGGGAGAGGGGCGCAGGCAGCACGGCUGGUGGCUGCCCUCAACUUGGGGAGGAAAUGGGGAAGGAAGGGAUCUUCUUCUUCCUCGAAGCAGUCUCUCCGGCGGGCGCCCCCCCUUCGGUGCCCUUUCAGACGUGCGCGGCGUGCCUGCGUGUUUUGCUCCUAAGAGCUGCCCUGCUUCCCCGACAGCUUCAUCCAGCCUUGCAGAAGCAUGUGCGUUGCGGUCCGCGACAGCUGCGCUCCCGUCUUGCAAUGCCAAGGACGCCCCUGGCCCGGCAGUUUGGACUGCGAUCGGUUCCCCGCAGAUGAGGACACGUGUCUUGCAUCCCUCGGCAAAGAUGCUAAGCGUGGUCUCGGAGGUACAGCUUUAUAUGGGGGUUUGGGUUGCAUGUCCUUGCGACGAGUCUAGUGGGGGGAGGCAUGUCCUCAUUGUUGCCCUUGCAGAACUCACCAGGAAAGGAGAAGGGGGUCAAAAGUAGAAUUGGUUGUCUCUUGCUCUGGCUCUGCUUACUAAUGGCCUCCCUGCCUUCUGUGCUGCCAGUUUUAUUUGGCACCAGAUACCAUUGUUUCACACACUGGUACAUUCAUAUCCUACCUUUCUCCUCUUGAGGUUCCCAGACCCACAGCAGGCUGGCAGCAUCACCUGUCCUAGAGAGAGUGGGUCUAGUCUCAUCCUCUCUGUUCUUGCUUGCUAGCUUUCUGUUGCAUUUUAAAAUUUCAUUUUAAUAUUUUUUUAAAAUGUGCUCUCCCACUUUCCGGGUCACCUUCAAAGGUAGCCCCACGUAGAGUGCAUUGCAGUAGUCCAAGCGAGAGAUAACCAGAGCAUGCACCACUCUGGUGAGACAGUCUGCGGGUGGGCAGGGUCUCAGCCUGCGGACCAGAUGGAGCUGGUAAACAGCUGCCCUGGACACAGAAUUGACCUGCGUCUCCAUGGACAGCUGUGAGUCCAAAAUGAUUCCCAGGCUGCGCACCUGGUCCUUCAGGGGCACAGUUACCCCAUUCAGGACCAGGGAGUCUUCCACACCCGCCCGCCCCCUGUUCCCCCAAAACAGCACUUCUGUCUUUUCAGGACUCAACCUCACUCACCUGGGAGAAAGCUCCACUGGAUUUAAUGGAACUUAGUUCUGUGUAGAGUAUACAUGGUUAGAAUUGUGCUGUUGGAAAUCACUGGGUUAAAGCUGACCAAAAGUCCAGAGGUAGCAUUAUUAUCCAUUUACGAUGGGGUGGAAGGUUCGCAGGCUAUGAAGGACUUGCUCACAAAUUUAUUGACAGCUGCACGAAUUACGAUAGCCAGGAAGUGGAAGGGGCAAACAGAAUAUAAAAUGGGAGAAUGGCAUAAAAGAGGGGUGGGAUAUAGCUACUAACGAUAAAUUAACAUGUGCCGUUAAGGUAAGACGGGGAAUAUGCAGCAGAAAUUAUUUUGAGGAGAUAUGGUGGGUGUUUGUAGAAUUUGUACAGUGUUAGCUCGGGUUACAUACACUUCAGGAUACAUACGCUUCAGGUUAUAGACUCCGCUAACCCAGAAAUAGUGCUUCAGGUUAAGAACUUUGCUUCAGGAUGAGAACAGAAAUCGCGUGGCAGCAGCAGGAGGCCCCAUUAGCUAAAGUGGUGCUUCAGGUUAAGAACAGUUUCAGGUUAAGUAUGGACCUCCGGAACGAAUUAAGUACUUAACCCGAGGUACCACUGUACUGUUAAAACGAAAAGGGAUCAAACCAUUGCAGGAGGUGUUGAAAUUUUGGGAGGUUGGAUAGUUACAAUGGAAUGGUCUUGGUGGUGGGGUGCACAUUUUUUAUUCUUAUUUAUUUAUGAUUGUUACUUUUUCGAAAUAAUAAAAAUAAAUAAAAUGCCUUUUAAUCUAAAAAAAAGAAAAAGAAUUGUGCUGUUGGAUACAGUGGUACCUCGCAAGACGAAUGCCUCGCAAGACGGAAAACUCGCAAAACGAAAGGGUUUUUGGUUUUUUGAGUUGCUUCGCAAGACGGAAACGUCUUGCAAGUUUGUUUCCUUUUUCUUAAAACCGUUAAUACAGUUGCGACUUGACUUUGAGGAGCAACCCAUAGCAUGUGGUGUGGUAGCCUUUUUUGAGGUUUUUGAAGACUUUGGUGAUUUUUGAAGCUUUUCCAAAACUUUUCUGACACCGUGCUUCGCAAGACGAAAAAAACCGCAAGACGAAAAAACUCGCGGAACGAAUUAAUUUCGUCUUGCAAGGCACCACUGUAUAAUUCCUAAGAUAUAACAAUUGGCACAUACGGCGUCCUGCUGAAGUGUUCUAUUUGACUGGAAUAGCUUUGUCGGCAGAACAUGAGCUUCUUAAUCUCAGGGCAAUGGAUUCGAGCCCCACGUUGGACCAAAAAUUCCUGCACUGCAAGGGGUCGGACUAGACUGACCCUCAUGGUCCCUUCCAACUCUACAAUUCUAUGAUUCUAAGGGCUUAUCCUAUAAUAUACAGAGCCCCGAGCUCAGCUUUAUCUUCCAAGUUGUCAAAAAAUGUCUGAGAAUUCUUCAGGAGAUCUCCAGACAUGACAGGUUUAUUUUCUGUGGGAAUCAAGUGCAUGCCCCUGUGACAAAUUGGAUUUUUCUCCUCUUAACCGCCAGCCUUUCCAAAGCCUAUCUGCCAGACUUGCCCGGCCAGUGAUGAGCUCUUGACGCGCAGGAAAGUGCUGGACAUUUUUUGUAUCGGCAAUUUUGGUAAGUUAUUAUUGGCACAGUUAGGAUCGAGGCAUCCCUGAGAUGGGGCUUGCUAGAUUCUACAACAUCUUCUUUCUUAUUUUCUAUAUUAAUACAGGAGAAGAUACACACACACACACACACACACACACAUUAUUAUUUUUCUUUCUUUCUCUUUGCAGCCGCAAAGGUGAAACUGUCUAGGAAACGGCCUGCCUUCGGCGCUCAAGAAUAUGACAUUGACUGCCAGGUGGAAUUCAUUAACCAGGGGUCGCUCUUGCCUUUUGAUGCUCGCAGUGUGAUUAAGCAGUGGUUUCUGAUCAACGGAAACUGUACUCGGCAACUGGUCCAUGCCCACCGUCCCAAGGUAUAUCUCAUUGUGGGGACCACCGAGGAAAUGAACAUCGUUGUCAACCAAGUGUAUCACUGGCAGAAGUGGGAUUACAGGCUGACCCUGGCAACGCAGAAACUGAAGCAUCGCAAAUGUGCGUAGCUCUUCAUUUUCCAGCAUUCGUGAAUUCUGCGCUGAUCCAGGAGCACAAGCAAAGGCCCAGCAUAUUCUCAGUAGGCCCAUUCACUUCAAUGGAGGGAGCUAAUCGGCGCCAGAUUUAGGUUUGAUGAGGCCCUAAGCUACAGAAGGUAAUGGGGCCCUUUCUAUGUCCAGCUGUCCUUUGUCAACAACAAAUGGUUGCUGUUUUUUGUGUUGAAUAUAUGCUAUAUGGUAAUUUAUGGACCUAAUAGGUAUCUAAAGCAAUUUGCAUGUGUUGCCAUGCAACCAGUCCAUGCAGAAUGUAGGCACCCGAUACAGUGGUACCUCGGGUUACAUACGCUUCAGGUUACAGACUCCACUAACCCAGAAAUAGUACCUCGGGUUAAGAACUUUGCUUCAGGAUGAGAACAGAAAUUGGGCUCCGGCAGUGCGGCAGCAGCAGGAGGCCCCAUUAGCUAAAGUGGUGCUUCAGGUUAAGAACAGUUUCAGGUUAAGUAAGGAUCUCCGGAAUGAAUUAAGUACUUAACUCGAGGUACCACUGUAUAUAGAAAUGAGCAAACCAGUGAUAUUUUAGGGAGCAGGCUAGCAGGCGGGGCCCAUUACUUACAUCAUAGGAGCCUACACAACACAAAACACUGUUGCUGUAUGUAGGUUUUAUUUUAUUUGUUUUUUAUCUUAUAUUUUGGAAAUGUACAUCCAGGUUUUUUCCCCUUUAAUUUUUUGGGGCCCCAAGACAGUGGAGCCCUAAGCUAUAGCUUGUUUAGCUUAUACGUAAAUCCGGCACUGGAGCUAAUAUAGAACAGAAGGCAUAUGAAUACAGUGGUACCUCGGGUUAAGUACUUAAUUCGUUCUGGAGGUCCGUUCUUAACCUGAAACUGUUCUUAACCUGAAGCACCACUUUAGCUAAUGGGGCCUCCUGCUGCUGCCGCACCGCCACCGCGUGAUUUCUGUUCUCAUCCUGAAGCAAAGUUCUUAACCCGAGGUAAUAUUUCUGGGUUAGCGGAGUCUGUAACCUGAAGCGUAUGUAACCUGAGGUACCACUGUAUGUUCCUUUUUGAAAUGUAUGGAGAAGUUGCGUCAGGACGGCUUAGGCUGUGUACAUAUUUGGAGCUCCCAUUCCCGGAAUAAUAGGUGCAAUGGGUCAGGGUAAAGGAGUCUUGUAAGAUCCAAGUGUAUCAUAAACCAAACAUCAAGCCUUACCUCUUUCUGAAGUGCGAUAGAACAGAUAUAAACGUCUACUUGUGCUGUGGACUCUGGAUAUUUUCCGUGGGAUCACAUCCACGUUAUAUAUUUAAAGCACAACACUUCCGCCAAAGGAUUCUGGGAACUGUAGUUUCCUAAGGGUGCUGGGAAUUUUAGCUCUGCUGGGGUUCAGCUAUGGUUCUCGGGAUUCUUUUUUGGGGGGUGGGGGGGAAGCUGUGAUGCUUAAAGUGCUACAAGUAUCUGGUGUGACUUUAGUUGCAGUUGCUUGUGGUAAGCCGGCAAGCCGGCAGAACAUUUGGUUGUAUCAUAUUGUAUAAUAUUUAGAAAACUAUAAUAAAAUUACUGAUAAAAUGCAUCAAGCCUAAAGAGGUCUUCUUUAGAUUUAGGUGUCUGGAUUUAGAUUUCUUUGGGUUUAAUCACAUGUGUGAUUUUGCUGGCAUUUACAAUUUAUGCAUACCACCACCGUUGGCUUAAUGCAACUUGUGUCUCCCUGAACCAGGGGUCAGCAAACUUUUUCAGCGGGGGACCAGUCCACUGUCCCUCAGACCUUGUGGGGGGCCGGACUAUAUUUUGAAAAAUAAAAAUUAACAAAUUCCUAUGCCCCACAAAUAACCCAGAGAUGCAUCUUAAAUAAAAACACACAUUCUACUCAUGUAAAAACACCAGGCAGGCCCCACAAAUAACCCAGAGAUGAAUUUUAAAUAAAAGGACACCUUCUACUCAUGUAAAAACAAUCUGAUUCCUGGACCGUCCGCGGGCCAGAUUUAGAAGGUGAUUGGACCGGAUCCGGCCCUUGGGCCUUAGUUUGCCUACCCAUAACCUUUCCCCCUUUUUUAGGGGUGGGGGGAGGGAGAAUCACAUGGAAGAAAAGGGUUCAGGGGCUAGAAGGGAUUCAGAAUGUCAUCCAAGUGGCAUUAGUACCCCUUACAUUGCUUUGUGGUUGGCAUUUAUGGCAUUAAUGCUCUGCUGCUCUUAGGACCAAUGCUCAGGUCAUCUGGGCUCAGCACACUAUUUUUAUGCAAACCCUUCCUCUGAGGUAUGUGGUCCUUGGCCGACAAAGUCAACCAUGUUGACUACAUCUGCUUAUAUGGAGGGGGAAAGAAAUAGCAAUAUCGUUCCACAAGUAUAAAAGUGGUGUACAGGGCUGGACUAUAUACAGUGGUACCUUGGUUCUCAAACUUAAUCCGUUCCGGAAGUCUGUUCCAAAACCAAAGCAUUCUAAAACCAAGGCGUGCUUUCCCAUAGAAAGUAAUGCAAAAUGGACUAAUCUGUUCCAGACUUUUAAAAACAACCCCUAAAAUAGCAAUUUAACAUGGAAUUUACUAUCUAAUGAGACCAUUGAUCCAUAAAAUGAAAGCAAUAAUCAAUAUAAAGGUAAAGGUACCCGUGACCAUCAGGUCCAGUCGUGACCGACUUUGGGGUUGCGUGCUCAUCUCGCUCAAGAGGCCGAGAGCCGGCGCCGUCCGAAGGCACUUCCGGGUCACGUGGCCAGUGUGACUAAGCCGCUUCUGGUGGACCAGAGCAGCACACGGAAACCCCGUUUACCUUCCCGCUGGAGAGCGGUCCCUAUUUAUCUACUCGCACUCGAGGUGCUUUCGAACUGCUAGGUUGGCAGGAGCUGGGACCGAGCAAUGGAAGCUCACCCCAUCGCGGGGAUUCGAACCGCCGACCUUCCGAUCAGCAAGUCCGAGGCUCCAUGGUUUAACCCAUAGCGCCACCUGCGGUAUAUCAUCAAUAUACUGUACUAUAAAAUAAAUAAGACAGUACUGCAGAUGAUUAAUUUUUUUUAAUUAUGACCUGCACUGAUAAUAGUCAUUGUUUGGAUGAGGGGCUUUUAUUCUUUUCCACAGUCACACAAUCAAUCAAUAGCUGAACUGGGUUCCAUACAGUCAGAAAAACAAAUUAACCGAAAAAGCCUCAAAAACAAAAACGCAAAAUAAAUAGCAAAAACAAAAGCGCCAAACUUAAUCUGUUCCACAAGUUCAUCUGACUUCCAAAAUGUUCAAAAACCAAGGCACAGCUUCUGAUUGGUGCAGGUGCCCCAGAAACAAUAGCCGACGGCCGCAUUGGACGUUCAGCUUCCAAAAAACGUUCCAAAACUGGAACAUUUCCGGGUUUUUAGCGUUUGAGAACCAAAGUGUUUGAGAAUCAAGGUACCACUGUAGCACAUACUACCACAUUAAAAGUAGAUUCUGUAUUUACAGAAUGGUAAAGGUAAAGGGACCCGUGACUGUUAGGUCCAGUCACGGACGACUCUGGGGUUGCGGCACUCAUCUCGCUUUAUUGGUCGAGGGAGCCGGCGUACACCUUCCGGGUCAUGUGGCCAGCAUGACUACACCUCUUCUGGCGAACCAGAGCAGCGCACGGAAACACCAUUUACCUUCCCGCUGGAGCGGUACCUACGGUAUUUAUCUACUUGCACUUUGACGUGCUUUCGAACUGCUAGGUUGGCAGGAGCAGAGACCGCGCAACACCCGUUGCGGGGAUUCGGACCGCCAACCUUCUGAACGGCAAGCCCUAGGCUCUGUAGAAUGGUAGAAUGACCCAAAAGCUAUUAGUUACUGUAGGAUUAUUUUUUUUAAAUGCACGUCAAGCGAUGAUUCUUGUUUGUGAGGUCCACUCCCCUCAGUCAAAGUUUUCAGGUAACACAUAUUUCAACUAGGAACGCAAUGAAACCGUUAGGACGCCACUUGCAUUCUCCAGUUGCCAGUUCUUAUGUAGCCAAAACAGUACAAUCCACACACAAGAGGGAGAUAUCAGCCAGCUUGAGGGAACCCCAAGGUUUGCAGAAGUAUGCAAAUAUUUAGGAGGUGAAACAGUCUUCAGAGGUGAUCCCCUACCCAUACCACAAAAAAAACUAAUCCCAGUGAAGAAUGGGCACAGUGUGUGUGUAUAAUAUUUUGCUGAUUUACAAAAGUGUGCAAUGUCUCUCUGACCACAGAAUGCCAACUAACUUGGAAGUGAGAAAUGGAAUAUUCUAGAAGAGGGCUUGACUGGAAACCUGAACAGUCUAUAGCGUAUUUCACACUGUAAUAUUUUGUUAUAGCCAGGCCCCACCUGACACUUCUAGAUUCAACAUCUAUGACGGGCAAAUAAUUGCCUGUGCAUGUAUGAAAUAUUUGCUAGUUAAGAAUCCAUGGAGAUAUCAACAACGGAAGUUUUUCCUUGUGGAAUUUGUCUUUGGAAUUUACCACAGCUCCAAUUACAGUCCAAAUUAACCCCGGAAACGAGAAAUAGCUGUAGAUAGGCAAUGACUCUCUGCUGCAAGCAUCUUCUACGUGCAUCUGGAAACAAGCAAAGGGUGUUCCUGCUUACAAAAGGGAUUUUGCUGCCUAAAGCAGAGUAGGGCUGUCAUGUCGAAAACUGUCCUCUUUUUUUGCAAGCUUAGUGUGUCGGUAUUUAUUUCUUUAUUUCGGAUAUGGAGAUUGUGAAGAAGCCAGAUUAAUUCUUUAUGUCUGUCUUCUCAACAGAUCCCAACACCCGAACAAAGAGACGAGUUUGGGGAAUUAAGGCAGACAGUUUUUAUUAUGUAUUUUGUGGUUUUAUAUCUUGAUUUUAUUCCGUGAACUGUCCUGACACCCCCUCAAGUAUAGGUUGGAAUAUAUAAAUAAAAUAAAUAAAUAAAUGACGAGAGACUACAUUCUAGUCCUAAUAUUUAUUUGUUUGUUUUUCUUUAUUGAAUUUAUAAAAUGCCCUAAAACUGGGGGUCUCAGGGCGGUUCACAGAAUAGAUAAAAUAAAAAAAAUAAAAAUGAGAGAAAUUUUUGGGUCUCGGUGGCAUCCACCCGAGAGCUCAAAUAUGACAUUGCUGAUGUCCUAACUUUUCCCUCAGAUCAUCUUCCAUACCAGAGGACUGGAAAGUAGCCAAUGUAAUGCCAAUUUUUAAUUUAAUUUAUUCGCGUCCCCCCCCCUUUAAUGGCUUUCAUAAGAGAAAGGAGGAAAGCCCGGCGGAAAAAGAGAAGGGAAAGAUUAACAUAAACAAUAAAAAAUAUUGCUCAAAAUCAGGGAUGGGAACGUGUGGCCUUCCAGAUGUUUAUGACAAGGUCCUGUGCAACUCAGGGACAAAUUUUCUAUGUGGGAGGCAGACAGGCAGGUAGCUGAAUGGUGUGUUUGGGAAGUUUGUUUACUUGUGUUUGUUGGUUGCAAAGGAAGUCUGUGUGUGACUCAUUGCUCUUUACACCUAGGUCUUAAUAGCUACACUGGAACGUCUUAACUACAGGUUUGAAGCAGUGCCAGUGUAACUUAGUUGGCCCGACGACUGUGGUGGAAGACAGAGACCUCCAAACCUUGCUUGAUUCAGUUCCCAUUACCUGUGGCAGAUGGGAGUUGAAGAUCAACAUCAUCUGGAGGGAAUCGAUAUCAGAUGCUAGGGACAAAAAUCAAGGACCCUAGUAAGGCUGCCUUAUACAGUUUAGGGAAGUUUUUAAUGACUGGUGUUUUAAUGCGUUUUUAAUCCUUUGUUGGAAGGCACCAAGAGUGGCUGGGGUUUAUUUAUACAGUGGUACCUCGGGUUACAUACGCUUCAGGUUACAUAUGCUUCAGGUUACAGACUCUGCUAACCCAGAAAUAGUACCUUGGGUUAAGAACUUUGCUUCAGGAUGAGAACAGAAAUCGUUCUCCAGUGGCGUGGCAGCAGCAGGAGGCCCGAUUAGAUAAAGUGGUGCUUCAGGUUAAGAACAGUUUCAGGUUAAGAACGGACCUCCGGAACGAAUUAAGUACUUAACCCAAGGUACCACUGUAUAUUAUUAUUAUUAUUAUUAUUAUUAUUAUUAUUCCUGCCUAACCCUUUCAAAUGAACCCAGGACUGCACCUGGGACUUUGGGCAAGCCAAGUAUGUUCUCCACCUCUGAUCUAAGGUCCCUCCCCAAAGAAAAUGAAAGAUCUGAUCCUGGAUCUCUGGCAUCUCAUCUCGUUCAGCCCUAAGGACAUCUUGUGAAUUCAGCCCUGGAGCAUGGGUGUAGCUGGUAAAGGUAAAGGACCCCUGGACGGUUAAGUCCAGUCGCGAACGACUCUGGAGUUGCAGCGCUCAUCUCGCUUUACUGACUGAGGGAGCCAACGUUUGUCCACAGACAGCUUUCCAGGUCAUGUGGCCAGCAUGACUAAACCACUUCUGGCGCAACAGAACACCGUGACAGAAACCAGAGCACACGGAAAUGCCGUUUAGCUUCCCGCCACAGUGGUACCUAUUUAUCUACUUGCACUGGUGUACUUUCGAACUGCUAGGUCGGCAGGAGUUGGGACCGAGCAACGGGAGCUUACCCCAUCACGGGGAUUCAAACCACCGACCUUCCGAUUGACAAGCACAAGAGGCUCAGUGGUUUAGACCAUAGCGCCACCCGGGGGGGCAAGGGCGCCAGCUGCCCCCCAUCAAGUAAAUAAAUAAAAAUACCUAGCCGACUGACCAAUUGGGUCACAGAUAGCUCGGUUGUGCCCCCCACAUAAUAUAAAUUCUGACAUACAAACACCCAACAUAAAUCCUGGCUACGCACGUGCCCUGGAGGCUUGUAGUUCGUAGCUUGCUGUCCGGGCCAAUGUGUUUCACAAUUCAGAGGAAGGAGUGGGGGCCGCUAUUGCCCUCAUAUCUUGCACAUGGAGUUAUUGGAGACAUCUAUUUGACCAUUGUUAAGAUGGAUGCUCCUGGUCCCCAUAUCUUUCUGCCUUGGGGAGAAAAUCAGCAUGGGAACGAUUGUUUUGGAAAAGGUAAAGAGAUAAGCAGUCUCUCCUGCUGUUGCUCUUCCAGCCUAAACUGGAUCUAUCUAUCUAUCUAUCUAUCUAUCUAUCUAUCUAUCUAUCAUCUCCUGCUGGAAUGAUCCCUUCCAGCUCUAUAAUUCUAUGAAAGGAACACACAACUGUGUGUCAUGUAAGCUGCUGGAAGCCACCUCAAGUGGCUGGGGCAACCCAGUCAGAUGGGUGGCAUAUUAUUAUUAUUAUUAUUAACUAGGAUCCAGUUGCCAUCCUCUUAGCAGUAUAAUUCAACGUCUGGAGGGGUUGCAGUAAAACCACAAAUGGGCCUUGUGAAACCGUCAGGGAUAACCACUUCAUUAUGACACAAGCUUUCAUGGACCGCAGUCCAUUAAACGUGCAAUUGCAUCUUCCAAAAUGGACUGGCGGCCAUGAGAAUUUAAAUGUGCUCGCCUUUAAGACAGCAAACAGGAUUCUGAUCUUAACAUUGGAUAGUGAAUGGUCUGUAGUCUUGUUCUACGUGCUUCCGGCUCUAGGGGAACAACACCUACCUGGAUUUUGUUUCCUUUGGGAGCGGGGGAAACAGUUCUAUAAUAUUUGAAUUUAUCCACAAAUGUACAAACUGAGGACAGCUUCCAGAGGAGUUGGGCCUAGGCAGAAGCACAACUUAACACAUACAACCAGCAAAUUCCACUGCUCCCAGAUCAACUCUUCCAUUAUAGAGAUCCAGAACUCAGGUCAGUCCUUUCCCAUGUCUAAAAAAACCCGCAGUGCCUUUCCCCCCUGUAUAUACAGCAUUACUCCUUAGCUGGGUUGGUGGGGUUGGGGAGAAAAAGUAUGCCCCAGUUUGAAACAAAAGAAUGCGAAACCCUCCAGCUAUUUCCUAGCUACUGAGAGAGCAUCUAAUCUCCCUAACAAAAGAAACGUAUAGCCAAGCCUGCCUGACUCUUGGAUCCCAUUAAGAGACAUCACCUGAAGAUCUCUGGCUAUCGGCAUUCAUUUUUCAAGCUGAAGACUCUGGGCAGUUAUUGCCUUAAUGGGAAUAACUCAGUGAUAGUGUUACACUGUUCCAUCACUUUUUGCACUGUUCAGAUGGCAAACACAUCAGGGCUGUAGGGGGGAAGCUGGAAUCCUCAGGAAGAAUUCUAUGUAGCUAUCAUCUAAAUGGAUAUACUGCUUGAUUGCAGUAAUAUCACAAAGUACCGGUAGUUUAUAAGAAAUAUUAAAAUGAUCAAUAAAAACAAUUAAAAACAAUUAAAGAUAAUUAAAAUGAACAGUAAAAUAAAUUAAAACACACCUACAGCUAUGUGUCUGGAGAGACAUGCCCAGUGCUUUUCUUUUCCCUAAAAAAAAGUUUAGGGGUACUCUCAUUUUCCUACUCAUAUUGAAAUACUGCCCCUCAAUGAGGCCAAAUUUUGAUGCACAAAAUGUUUAGGGGUAUGCGUACCCCUGUCCCCUCACCCCGAAAAAAGCACUGGACAUGCCUAAACAAAAAUGUCGUGGCCGACUCUGUGGUUGCGGCGCUCAUCUCGCUUUAUUGGCCGAGGGAGCCGGUGUACAGCUUCUGGGUCAUGUGGCCAGCAUGACUAAGCUGCUUCUGGCGAACCAGAGCAGCGCACGGAAACACCGUUUACCUUCCCGCCAGAGCGGUACCUAUUUAUCUACUUGCACUUUGACGUGCUUUCGAACUGCUAGGUUGGCAGGAGCAGGGACCGAGCAACGGGAGCUCACCCCGUUGCGGAGAUUCGAACCGCCAACCUUCUGAUCAGCAAGUCCUAGGCUCUGUGGUUUAACCCACAGCGCCACCCGCGUCCCUUGUUGUCAGGAUAACAUGGCGCAAAUGCACACCCCACUUGGGCUCCGUGGAGGAAGGAUGAGGGUGACAGAAAGAGAGAGAAAAAAUGUAGCUGAUGAGCCUUCCUUGCUGAACUUCCUCUCCAAUGUGGCCUUGAGGAGGUAUGCUUUUAAAUGCUCCUCCCUCCUAGGCAGUAAUUGUUGACAUGACUAUAACUCCCAUCUGAAGAGUUGGCUUCAUCAGAGACUCAACCCACUUCUCACCCAGCAGCAAUGCAGAUCUUCCUUGGCCUUUGCUUCCUCUCAGCACUCAUAGCCAGAGGUGAGUAUCCCAUCCAAUGCAGGUAGAGUUACAUCUCUAGCUAGAGCAUCUAUAUCUAUAUCUGGGUGUGGGCAUAAUAUUAUUGGCAGCAUCCAUCUGUCUGGAAGACAAUGGAAGUGUGGACCUUUUGUGGUAAAGUCAAGCCAGUUGAGAGCUACAGCGCUCGAUGUGGCUGUAUCGCAAUAUGGGAUAGACAUGUUUUGUUGCAGCUGGGGCAGACGAAGACGUCCGAUUGUGCUUAUGUAUAUGUAUGUUUGCAUGUGUCUGCUUUAGAAGCAAGGAUUCUUUGACACCCUUUUCUUUAAAUAUCCCCUGUACGUACUUAAUGCUGUUUGCUUUAGAAUAUUAUAGCUCUACAGGAGAUAAUUGUAUGUUUCUCGUUUCUGAAUCUGGAUGUAUCUCUUUUCUGGAAUGUAGCUAGCUCCCGAGUCCUGUAUGGCUUUUAUGCCAACAAUGCAGCCAUUGACAGAGAUAUGUGAGAUAUAGACAGCAGCAGUUUCACUGCUGAACUAAACCAAUUGUUCUCCCUAAAUCCCUGCCACAAUGGUUUCCGAGAACUGAACUUAUUUUGAGGGCUUUCCAACAUAAAAAUCGUAGCUGGGAAGAUAUGAUAACCUGACUGCCUCCCCUGCUAAUUUAAUGCUAAUAUAAUAAAUAUUAUAAUAUAAUAUAAUAUAAUAUAAUAUAAUAUAAUAUAAUAUAAUAUAAUAUAAUAUACUUGUGUGAGUGUAAUUUCUACCUAUUGGAAACAUAUUGUGUCGCAAAGAACAUUCCCCUCCUCCCCUGAAUGUCUGGAAGAUUUUAUGCCCCAGCUUCCAUUAAGUUUUAUUUCAUUAAUGUUAAAAAAAAAACAACUCUGGAAAUUAUGAACAGCUCCAGGACAAGAUCACUCAUAAGAAACAAUGUUUUAUUUCAAAAAUGGUGAAUAGAAGGAAAGUGGACCCAUCUCUUCCUUCUGCCCGUUCCUUCCCCCAAUAUCCAGUGCAACUCACCAUGUUGUGAGCUUUUCUAUACCUUAAUUUUACCUAAAGUAUACAAACUCAGUUAGAAAGUAAUUCUAAGCUUCCAAACAGAGCAACCAAUGAGCUGUUGGAUGUUGGGCACCUGCCUCUCCACUGGCGGGUGGCGGAGGGGUGGGGGUCAAAGGGGCAGAGAGGGAGACCUCCCCAGUUUAGCAGCGGAGAAUGGUGGGUCAUUACUGUAUCACUGGUGGUGAUGGUCCUGAAAAUGAGCUUUAUGGAGGGCAGUCAGGAGAGACCUCUCAGUUCCCUGAUAUGCCCCUGGAAAUGUCAAAAAAGGACCUGAGGCUUUGGAGCCAGUGUAUUUUGCCUCUCAUUAGUUUAAAUCAUGGGUCGGCAAACUAAGGCCCUCGGGUCGGAUCAGGCCCAAUUGCCUUCUGGAUCUGGCCUGCGGACGGUCCGGGAAUCGCCGCGUGGAUCGCCAGUGUGCGCAUUCUUUCCCUCUCCCUCACACAGCGGCGGCAGCGGCACCUCCUCCCACCCUCCUCCUGGCUUCUCCCUGCCCUGCCUAGAGGAGGAAGGGGGCUGGGCUUUGUUGGUGCCAGUAGCAGCGCUUGAGCAGCCGCCAUUUUAAGCAGCCCCUCUCCAGAGCCCUUUCGUGCGCUCCUCAUCGUCCCGUUGCCACCAGCCCCUGCCACUCACAAGACACAGGUAAGCAGCCACCAGGGCUCGUCCGGUGCUGUGGAGAAGGGAGGGGAGAGUCGGUGGGGGAGCGGCUUAUAGUCCGGCCCCCUGCUGAAAACGUUUGCUGACCCCUGGUUUAAAUGGUAGAGAAAAUGGAAAAUUCAUCCCUCUGCCUUCUGCCCUGGCUGGUGCAGUUCCUCUGCCACAGCCUCCUUAGGAUUGCGCUGUUAUUUUACUGGCUAAAUGUAACUUCCAGAUUCUGCAAUAGGAUGCCGCUGAAUACAGUGGUACCUCGGGUUAAGUACUUAAUUCGUUCUGGAGGUCCGUUCUUAACCUGAAACAGUUCUUAACCUGAGGUACCACUUUAGCUGGGGACGCAGGUGACACUGUGGGUUAAACCACAGAGCCUAGGACUUGCCGAUCAGAAGGUCGGUGGUUCAAAUCCCCGCGACGGGCUGAGCUCCUGUUGCUCAGUCCCUGCUCCUGCCAACCUAGCAGUUCAAAAGCACGUCAAAGUGCAAGUAGAUAAGUAGGUACCGCUCUGGCGGGAAGGUAAACAGCCUUUCCGUGCGCUGCUCUGGUUCACCAGAAGUGGCUUAGUCAUGCUGGCCACAUGACCCAGAAGCUGUACGCUGGAUCCCUCGGCCAAUAAAGCAAGAUGAGCACCGCAACCCCAGAGUCAGCCACGACUGGACCUAAUGGUCAGGGGUCCCUUUACCUUUACCUUACCACUUUAGCUAAUGGGGCCUCCUGCUGCCACCACGCGAUUUCUGUUCUCAUCCUGAAGCAAAGUUCUUUACCCGGUACUAUUUCUGGGUUAGCGGAGUCUGUAACCAGAAGCGUCUGUAACCUGAAGCAUCUGUAACCUGAGGUACCACUGUACUAUGGAGUGGGGUUAUAGCCUUCAUGCUCUGUUUGUGAAGUUAGCCAGGGUGCUGGUCAGGCACUUUGAGAAGCAGUAUAUGGGACUAGGUAGACUUCUGGUGCAAUCCAGUCUUCAUAUGUUGUUAUGUUCCUAAUUUUCGAAAAGACAAUACAUUCCAGUUAUUAUAUAUUGCAUCAUGUGUAUAUGUGUGUGUUUCAGCAAGAAACAUGGAGUGAACAGCCACAUGGUUAUCUCUGCAUCUGCUUUGAAGUCAAUGGUUUAUCACUUUAAAAAAAUUAAAAUAUUUUUACUGUUGUUGUUGCUUCUUAAACUGCUUUGCAGAGCUGUGUAUGCCAUACAGCCCGACCUUCACCCCCUAGGAAAAACCUGUUGCCUUCAGGCACAUUAGGAAACACUGGCCCAUGGUUAGCAUUGAAUUAACUACCAUUCCAAUUGUCCUCCACGCAUAGAAUGGUGGCGACACCAUUGCCUCAGGCCACAAACAUGUUCUGGGCUGGCCCUGAGCAGAAUAAAUUAUGCAAAUUCGUGCAUACAUACCUUAUUUCCAAAACAUCGCAGGUCUCAGGAUGCUACUUUUCCCCUGCAAUACUUAAGGUAAUUUGCUUUGUUUUGAAGCUUAAGUUCUGUCAGCAACCCGGCGAAUUAGCCUAAACUUAGAAACAAUGACUCACCCAAAGCCAGCAAAAAUGUUUCUUAGCUGACGCUGAACAGGUAUGUGAACCAGGUGAGCAGAUUUCUGCUAUUGGCGAUGUGGUCAAGUCAGCUUAAGUGACGGAUGGUGGUGGAACUCAUCCCCUGUCUCUGAAACUGAUGAAAAUCGAAAGAAGCACCUCAAGGUGUUUUCCUAAUAUAUGUGAGGUCAGAAGAUGUCCUCUGUAUCUUGGCUUGUAUAGCUUUAAGUUUAUGCAAAUCCUAGGAAUUAAUUACAUGUAUACCCAGUCUACAUUCCACCCCCGCUUCUCAAAAGCAUGUGAAACCGUGUACACACACCCAUAACUUAAGUAUGGGGACUGGUUUUGAUCCUGUCAGACAAGUGCAUCUGGUCUGAGAGGAAACUUCAUCCUUUAAAGCUAUUUAGGACCGGACAUUUCCUUCCCUGGAAAAACAGAGAGAGGUACAAAGAAAUCAUAGGAAACUAGUAAAACCAACUGACAUAAUAUAUUUCCUUUCUUUUUCCUUUUCCUUUUCCAGCGACUGCUUUACAAUGUGAAGCUUGCACAGGCCUAGGCCAAAACUGCACUGGUGAAGUGGUGACUUGCCCCCAAGACCACAAUUUCUGUGGCAUUACUUUGUUUGAAAGUGAACUUUUUGAAGGUAUUCAUGAUUAUUUUUUUUGAUGAUUUUUUUUUUGUGUGUCAGCGGUGGGAUGCAUCCAUGCUUUGUUGCUGCGUAUUGGUGAGGGUUUACUAUUGGUGCCUCUGCCACUGGAAGGCCUGCAGAUGACUGUCUUAUUAAGGGCCUCAUCUGUGGUGGCCCCCUCUCUCCAUGGUAAUUCUCUGCCUUAGCAGAACCAAUCAACUAGGGGUGUAAUACUUUCCUUCUUAAAAGCACUCACACUGGGUAGAGCAAUACUAACUAGGAAAAUAUGGCUGGAAAAUAUUCACCAGGUUUACACCAGUGUAAGCCAUUUACACUGGGGCAGGGGGAUAGAUCCCAUCCUAACCGGUGUAACUGGGGAUGAGGCGUGAACUGUUAGGUGACCAUCAGCUCAUGGACUUUUACAAAGGACAAACCAUGGUUACAGCUCAUGGUUACAACAAACCAUGGUUAGCCUGGAGACAACUAAACCAUGAGUCCAGGCUCUGGCGACACACUAAACCAAGGCAUGCUCAGCUCAGCUUGGUACAGCAGCAGAAUGACUGUGGUUUUAGACUUUUGUAUUUUGUUGUGCUGCAUUCUAUUUUAUUGCACCACGGUUAAUUUUGUUAAGCGUUUCAGAGUGCAAUAUUGGCAGGGAAGGGGAUGGUGGAGUCGGUAUGACGCAGAGGUUAGAGAGUUGGGCUAACUCUCAGCUUAAUCUACCUUGUGAAGUUGAAAUAGAAAGGGGAUUAAUUAUGUGUGCUGCUUCUAACUCCUUUUUUAAAAGGUGGGAGGUAAUUGUGGUAAAGAAAUACAUAAGAAUAAAAUUAUUUUUUAAGAACUGUAAAAACAUAGUAUCAUUGUGCGAGGGGGCUGACAGCAGGGGUCUUUAGUUUUCCCAGUUCUCAGUAAUAUAUGGUUUUAUAGAAAUGUUUGGCUUUUGAGCCUCUGUGCUAUGUGCAUUAUCCUCAUCAUCUGAUAGGAAGUCUCACAUCUUUCUCCCCAUACUAUCUUGCAGAAAAUGUAAAGGUUAAUGGCAUUAUUAAGAACUGUGUUCCAUCCAAUUACUGCGAAGUCGGUUCCGCUGAUAUUAACUUGGGUAAAAAGAGAAGAUCGAGAACCAGUGUUUCCUGCUGUAAGACGGAUGCUUGCAAUACUGCCUUUCCUGCCAAAUGUAGGUAUCAGUUUGUAUUUUCCUUUUCUGUUCCCUUUUGCACACCCCACUGUAUACAUGCCUUUGGAGCUUUUGCGUGUUCAGACCUUUAAACCUCCCCCUUAAAUAAAUUCAGACAAGACUCAAAUUUUGGUUUGGUUUUUGGCAGAAUUUUGGCCACAACUUUAUUGAUUACAGCAAGUGGGUGGUUGCAUAGGCUUGGGUUCGACUAGCUCCCUGCACCGUUGCAGGUAGCGCUGACCGAGGGCACCAGCACAGGUCAGCCUAGGGUGAACACCUGGAUAAGCGGAAAGCUGGGAACAGGCUAUGUCCACCACCCAGUUGUCCCCCUGGACUCAGGCAUGGGCAUAACCCCCUCUCAGGGGUUGACCAAACCAUUGAGUCCCUGGAUUCCUUUAACGGAAAACCCUUCACAUAGGGAUGGCGAGAGCGUUCCUCCAUCCCUAUCACCUGAACCAGAUCCUAUCCGCAACCUUACAAGUUGUGAUGAUUUGCUACGCGGCAGGCGAAACCCAAAUGGCACCAGCCAAUCAGCCAAGUGGGGAAAAUUCCUGCCGUGCCCCUGUCCCAACAACAGACGACACACGACGGCAUAGCAAGGUCAAGCACGCAGCCCUAAAUAUAGGUAGAGGUGGGCAGGUGUUCCAAUGCAUGCACCAAAAAAGGAAGCUCUGGGUCACGUGCAUAGGUAUAUAUAGGUCCCUUGAUCCGUUUAGCUUGCGUCCCAUUGGCCUGAUUAAACCCAGCAUCAAGGGACCUACCAAUUGGGUGUUGUGGCUAUCCAAUCAUACCCACCCACAACACAGGGUUUGGUUGCCAGGUCUCACUGCAACACGUGCCCUCUUUAAGGGAGGACCCGAUUUGUUUAAAGUCCGGUUGCCAGGACAAGGUGGCCUGAGGCAUUUGCCCUCUCCCUUUAUUAGUAUUUAUCGGAUAUAUAACCCUCAAACAACAUCUCAAGGGCUUUCUGGAGCUCACUGUUCACUCACUGCUCCAUUGGCUAGACUAAACCAUUGCUAUCCCAAGAGAUUGCUUUGUACUGCAUGUGCCUUGGUAUCCAGUUUGCAUUUUACGCCCAACAUGGUGUUAUAGGAAUUCUGAGGUCAUAUAUAUAUAUAUAUAUAUAUAUAUAUAUAUAUAUAUAUAGUAAAUGUUCAUAAAUGUACAAGGCAAACACAUACACAAGUAUAUAAACCACAUGUCUGAAAUAGUACAGGAGAACAAUCCUGAAUCCAUUUUGACUCCCCCAAAUUGACCUCUGCAAGGAGGAAGGAAAUGGGAAAACCUCCCCAUUGUCUCUUUGCUCACAAAUCCUGUCUUAAGGGCGUAUCUGUGUAUGAAUAGGGUAAGCCUGUGGCCUGGAUUCACGAACCGGGUAUUUACCAUCACAAAAGAAUGGCCAGAAUGCCCAGGUAAAAGCAAACAGUGACCAUUAUCAGGUAUCCUGGCAGACAGGUUUUCUUCUGUAGGCCGCCCCUUCACUGAUGUAUGUAUGAUGUUUUUGGGGUGGUCUUGAGCUACAGGGUGGCAAUUUCGAAAGUCUGUAUAAGAGUUUGCACACCAAUGUUCUGAGUUCCUCCUCCCUCCUGCGUGGCGGGGGGGGGGGGUUGAGCACCCUGUUGCAAUAGUUUAAUAAAGAUCAGGCUUACUAGCUACCUUGCUUCUUGAUAUUGUCUGGUUGGCCUCUGUUAUUUUCUCCUACUGAUAGAGAACCUACAUAAGGACUCUGUACUGGCUCUUGGGUAAGGGUAAGGGAAAAGGAGCAGUUUUUUCUUAUAACAAUGGGGAAGUGGCAGAAAAUGGGGUCCCCUUGGCCAGUUCCCUCCUCCUUGGAAUUUCUAGCUUAAUGUAAGCUAGAAAUUAUUAUUAGUGGUGCCUGCCCUGUGGAAUGCCCUCCCGGCAGAUGUCAAGGCAAUAAACAACUAUUUUACUUUUAAAAGACAACUGAAGGCAGCCCUGUUUCAGGAAGUUUUUAAUGUCUGACGCUGUAUUGUUUUUAAUAUUCGGUUGGAAGCCGCCCAAAGUGGCUGGGGAAACCCAGCCAGAUGGGCGGGGUAUGAAUAAUAAAAUUAUUAUAAAUUAUUAAAUUAUUACUAGUCGUACUUUACAACUCUUUUUCUCACGCUACUGCGCAACACAGUUAUAUUUGCAGCACCCAGUAAUGUUCUCAGGAAGUUGACUUUUUCUCUGUUGGUUCAGUGAAGCGUUUGGAAACCAAACUCAACGGCCUUCGCUGCCCAGCCUGCUAUGCUUCCUUUUCUGAUUCAUGCAGUGAUGAAACAGUGGAUUGUGUUGGAUCUGAAUCUCAUUGCAUUGACUUAGCUGGAUUCAUACAUACAGGUAAUUUAUUCAUUCCCAUGCAUGAAUCUGGUUUGGUUUCUUUCGGACUUCGCUCAUUAUCUUCAUAUCAUAAACUCAGUUCAGGUGCCUUAAAAAAAUAUCUGGCAUGGCACUUCAAGAAGUUCAGACUCUUUACCUUUCCCUCAAUGCCUUGGAACAAUGCCAUAGUGGGAGCUGUUUUGGAAAUGAAAAUGGCAGUUGGACCCAAUUGCCUGGUUCUUUUUGGAAUAUUGCUGCUGCCACCUUCUAUCACCACCUCACCAAGUAUGGAUCCACCAACAAAGAAUAGUGCCAGCAGGCACUUGUCAGGGCCCCCUCAAACUUUUGUAUUAGUCCUACCUCAUCAGAUCAGAAAUCUGGGGGAGCAAAACAGUGGUAAAUUCUCUUUACUGUGCGGCUGAAUGAAACAGAUGGCUGUCAGCUUCCCAUGUCAAUUUAUGCCCACGGGAAUAAAUUCUCUUUUGGUUUCGCUGCAAAUGAAAUUCUAAUUUUAUUUUAUUUUUUAAAAUUAUUACAUUUAUAUCCCACCUUCCUUCCAAAACAUGUAAGCUCUACCCAGACUCACACUUGCUUAGCCCUGGGGAAAGGACUGAAUUUAUUAACUUUCAACUAAGCAUGAGAUAUCAGCUGAAUUAGCCAAGGCACCAAGGUUGUUCCUUUGAUUAUGGGCUGUUCUGUUGAUUCUGAUGUCUACUGCAUUGUUGUUUUUGUUUGCUGUGUUGUUGUUUUUAAAGCAACUUGUGUCCAGAUUUUUACUUCUUCAAAUAUGGCAACCCUAUUAUAAAAAAGGUAAAGGUACUGUACACAAAAGCUCAUACCAAUAACUAACUUAGUUGGUCUCUAAGGUGCUACUGGAAGGAAUUUUUUAAUUUUGUUUCAACUAUGGCAGACCAACACGGCUACCUACCUGUAGAGGACCCCAGACAGUUAAGUCCAGUCACAAACAACUCUGGGGUUGUGGCGCUCAUCUCGCUUUACAAGCCAAGGGAGCUGACAUUUGUCUGCAGACAGUUUUUCCAGGUCAUGUGGCCAGCAUGACUAAGCCGCUUCUGGUGAAAUCAGAGCCGCGCACGGAAACGCCGUUUACCUUCCCGCUGGAGCGGUACCUAUUUAUCUACUUGCACUUUUGAACUGCUAGCUUGGCAGAAGCUGGGCUAGAGCAAUGGGAACUCACCCUGUUGUGGGGUUUCAAACGGCCGACCUUCCAACCGGCAAGCCCAAGGCUCAGUGGUUUACACCACAGCGCCACCCGUGUAUAAACCAACACAAUAAAUAUUAUUCUGUUCUACAUUGUUGGAGUAUUGCAUUUGAUUGUGAGCUGCCUUGCAACUUUUAGGAAAGAGAAUCAUAGAAUCAUAGAAUCAUAGAGCUGGAAGAGACCACAAGGGCCAUCGAGUCCAACCCCCUGCCAAGCAGGAAACACCAUCAGAGCACUCCUGACAUAUGGUUGUCAAGCCUCUGCUUAAAGACCUCCAAAGAAGGAGACUCCACCACACUCCUUGGCAGCAAAUUCCACUGUCGAACAGCUCUUACUGUCAGGAAGUUCUUCCUAAUGUUUAGGUGGAAUCUUCUUUCUUGUAGUUUGGAUCCAUUGCUCCGUGUCCGCUUCUCUGGAGCAGCAGAAAACAACCUUUCUCCCUCCUCUAUGUGACAUCCUUUUAUAUAUUUGAACAUGGCUAUCAUAUCACCCCUUAACCUCCUCUUCUCCAGGCUAAACAUGCCCAGCUCCCUUAGCCGUUCCUCAUAAGGCAUCGUUUCCAGGCCUUUGACCAUUUUGGUUGCCCUCCUCUGGACACGUUCCAGUUUGUCAGUGUCCUUCUUGAACUGUGGUGCCCAGAACUGGACACAGUACUCCAGGUGUAGUACUGUGAGGCAGGAUAUCAGUCUAUCCGAACAAAAUAAUAAUUCCCAGAAAAUCUGCGCUCUGCUCUUGAAAUAUAAGAGUGAGGGGGUGGAUCUUUAGAUGAUCAACUGCCGCCCUCUUGUGGCUGACAACCACCUUAUUACGUAUAUUCUCUCUUUCCAAUACCAGGUGAAGCUACCGGGAAAGUUGCUAUGAAGGGUUGUGCUACCCCUGCCGUGUGCGCUCCUAUUUUGGGAGGGGCAGCAACAUUUACCGGGAUAAGUUCGGCCAUCACAAACCUUGAAUGUAGAGCAGCCUCCAGCAGCCCAGCCAAUAUGCCUCUUGGACCAACUGGAUUCCUCCUUUCCGCCGUUGUUGGUUUUUUCCUCAUGAAGCUCUGUUCUUAACUUAUGAUCUGUUGCAUUAACAAAUGGAUGGAGGUGCUAAGCUGAGGCUUGUGUUAAAAGCUUGACAACUCUCUCUUAGCAUAACUGGAUUACCUGAGCGUUUGCUCUUUUGCAUGUUCAGGACUAAGGGGCAACCGCUGAUUCCAGUUAAUCGAUCAACCUAUCAAUGAAAGUGAGAAUUGCAGCCGCAGGUGUACUAAAGACUGAGUAGAGUGCUUUCCUCUCCAUGAUGAAGGCCUGUUUCACAGACUUUGGACUUUCGCCAGAUGAACUAAGCAGGUACAUUCAUGUCACCAACACCAAGCACUAAAGCCAAUGCAAGUCCAUCCUCUACAUCAGCUUUCACCUGCAUGUUCUAAAGGAAUAUGUGCCAACACCUAAUUGACAUUUAACAACAAUGGCAAACCGAUUAAACAUUUGAUUGAUUAACAAUUUGGCUCCUUACCCAUUCUUCUGCCUGACCGAUCUGUUAAAUAGCAAAAUCAAUAGUAAAAUAAAAAACGAAACCCGGGAAUAUCAAUUCGUUUCUUGUUUGUUUAAGCUUUGGGGAGGUUAUGAACCUUCUCUCUGUGUUUUACAGCCCCCUUUUUGGGUUUCCAAUCAAUAUGAUUGUUUGAUGGGUUGCAACAAUUAUCAAUUGUACUUCACAUUUUAGUUACUUCAUGCUGAAACACAGGGAAAGAGCAUUCGUGUUAACCAAAGGGGCUUGUAAAAUAGCUGGAAAAGGCUCUUAAUUGAUCCAAUUGCUUUAAAGUAUUUUUACGGAGCCCGUAAGUUCAGACUUGGCAUGAAAUUCAUGUCCAUUUCUAUUCGCUCAUGGCCCCAAAUUGGAUCAUUCCACAUGUGGUGGGUUCUCAGAAUCAAACUUUAGCCUGGUUCAUCCCAGUAAAAAGGUAAAGGGACCCCUGACCAUUAGGUCCAGUCGUUACCGACUCUGGGGUUGCGGUGCUUAUCUCGCUUUACUGGCCGAGGGAGCCGGUGUACAGGUUCCGGGUCAUGUGACCAGCAUGACUAAGCCGCUUCUGGCAAACCAGAGCAGCACACGGAAAUGCCGUUUACCUUCCCGCCGGAGCGGUACCUAUUUAUCUACUUGUACUUUUGACGUGCUUUCGAACUGCUAGGUGGGCAGGAGCAGGGACCGAGCAAUGGGAGCUCACCCCGUCGCGGGGAUUCGAACCGCCGACCUUCUGAUUGGCAAGUCCUAGGCUCUGUGGUUUAACCCACAGCGCCACCCGAGUCCCUGGUUCAUCCCAGUACCAUGUAUAAAAUGUUUAGGAUGAAACUAGGCUCACCUGAGUAAGUAGGUAUGGCCCGUUCAUGUGGUGUCUGAGGCUAUAGCAUUGUUAAAAAUAUCUGUGUUUGGACCUCACUGAUGUUUAGAUGGGAGACCACAGGAAGCAGUACUGAGUUCCCAAAAGGUGGAACAGGAUAGCAGCCUGGGACCAUGUCAGAACCAGCCCUGUUUUUAUAUCUCUAUAUUAUACUUUUUGCUACAUGGCAGAUUUGGGUGGUAUUGCAAAAGUACAGCAACUUCUGCCCUGUAGCCUAGAAACUGGACAUCACAAGACAGCAGAUAACAGGGAGGGAUGUUUCUGUGAUUGGCAUCUGAAUUUGAUUUAUACCUGUGGUUUCUCGGCCUUUUCAGCAAAAACCUGAAGCCAGAAGCGCCUCCCUUAGUCUGUACACUUAUGUAUGAAGCGCCUGCACGCUGGUUUUGUGUAUGCGUCUGUAUUAUUAGCACCACUGAAAACCUUUUGUUGAUUAGUGGCUUGAAAUUUCUGGAUCUUAUAGACCCUUCAAGUGUCCCUAUUUUCCAGGGACAGUUCUGGAUUUAGGGAAGCCGUCCUGGUUUCUGACUUGAUCCCAGAAUGUCCCGCUUUUCCUUAGGACGUCCCUAUUUUCAUCGGAGAAAUGUUGGAGGGUCUGGAGUUAUGCGACCCCUUGAGCCAAGGAGAUAAGUAACUAUACAACCUUUAGAAGACAUCUGAAAGCAGCCCUGUAUAGGGAAGGUUUUUUAAAAAAUGUUUUAUGUUUUUAUAUACAUUGGAAGCCACCCAGAAUGGCUGGAGCAAUCCAGGCAGAUGGUCAGGGUACUAAUUGAUUGAUUGAUUGAUUGAUUGGUUGGUUGAUAAAAGGACCUCCUUAUUUUCACUGGAGAAACGUUGGAAGGUAUGGAGUUGCCAUACAAAACACCCUCCCAUCAGAUGUCAAGGAAAUAAACAACUAUCUGACUUUUAGAAGACAUCUGUACACUUAGAUUUUUUUGUUUAUGAAAAUACAUGCAUUUUCUCUUUUUUCAAGUUGCGUUUUCUACAGAUAAGUUUCAUUUGUUGACACAUUAGUGUUACAUUUUAGAAGACAUCUGAAGGCAGCCCUGCUUAGGGAAGUUUUUAAUGUUUGAUGUUUUAUCAUGCUUUUUAUAUUCUGUUGGGAGCCGCCCAGAGUGGCUGGGGAAACCCAGCCAGAUGGGCGGGUAUUAAUAAUAUCAAUAUUAUUAAUUAAUAUUAAUACUAUUAAUAAUACUACUAAUAUUAUUAAUAAUACUAUUGUUAAUAUUAAUAUUAUUAAUUAUUAUUAUUUACAAAACCAGAGGAAAACGCCAGUUCAGUGAAAACUCACAAUGCUUUUUUACACCUAAAAGUCAUUUUAAACAGCCGACACGUUGUAACUACAGAACGGAUACUAUCUCACUGACAACCUUGUUUUAUCCGUGACUGCGCGGCCGCAAAUGCUUUGCCCGCCUCGCCUUUCGCGCGCCACUCAGAGCAUGAAUGGAUUAGCUAGUAGUCCCGAUAGCCCAAUGAGAGGCAGCGAUGCAGAUUGACGCUCCUAAGUCUGCCCCUGUCCUUUGCAUUGCGGAUCCUCAUUGGGCCGACGAAGAAUUCUUCUCCAUCUCCCCUGGCUAAUCAGGAGCGGCAGAUUUUCGCUCCGCCCUUCAAGCCCUUUGAUCUGUCUUUCCUCUCUACACACAACGGAGAGUCCCUGAGGUUUAGCAGGAGGGAAGAGCUCCACUAUUAACCCUUUGCUUAACCUUUGUUUCCACGCUGGGUGCAGCAGACAGAAGCAACGACCCUUCUUACCUUAGGUAGGUCAAAAGUAAGUCUUAAAUCAAACCAGGGACCUGCACUGAUCCUUUGCCGUUCCCGCUGCAGUUGGUCGAAGUUGCGGGGGAGUGGGGCAGAAACUGCACUCUGCACAUGUUCAGAGGCACUCCUUCCUUUUGCUGACCGUCGGGCAUUAAGGGUUCCUUGCUUGAGCUUCAAGCCGUCAACAAGGAUCUGCUCAGUGGUAACCCCAAGAGACGCAUGAAAUGUUUUGCAUUUCAUUUUUUGGGAGGGGAGCUGCAGGGCCGUCUUAUGCAUAUCCGGCGCCGUGGUGCAAAGAUCCCUCCGGCGGCCCACGCCCCUUUCCCAGAGUUUUCGACCGUUUUUUAAGGGAGCUGACGCCACGCUUACACAUUAUCUCUGCUUGGGGGGGGGGGGACAGGAAACAUAAACAAACUUUUUAAGUUGCUUGUUUAUUAACAAUGGAUUUAUAUAUAUGACACCACCACACUGUUUUUGGCAGAUUUAAGACAAAUUAUCUUAUUAUGUAACACCUUGUUUUUAACAAUGUUGCUUUCUUUCUAAUUUCAGAAUGCCUGCGUUAUUCAUGUAAAAUAGUUUGAUAGAGUACAUUGUAUGGUAUAUUUUUUCCUCAAAUUAAGAGAUUUUGCUUACUAUUGGUCAGAUAACGUUGUUAACAUGAGUAGAAUUCACAACAACGAAAUUCUUGCCCCUAGCACAUUUCACAGCUUCAGCUGCCACGAACUGUCACUGAAAACAAUGCAUUGGUCAGUCUGAACCAUGUCAAGUAAACUAUGGAAGUAGCAUAUCCACAACACAAACUGUGCUAGUACAGUGGUACCUCAGGUUACAUACGCUUCAGGUUCUAUACGCUUCAGGUUACAGACUCCGCUAACCCAGAAAUAGUGCUUCAGGUUAAGAACUUUGCUUCAGGAUGAGAACAGAAAUCAUGCUCCAGCGGCAGCGGGAGGCCCCAUUAGCUAAAGUGGUGCUUCAGGUUAAGAACAGUUUCAGGUUAAGAACAGACUUCCGGAACGAAUUAAGUACUUAACCUGAGGUACCACUGUACUUUGUUUUCAAGUCUUAAUUCCAUAAUGGUUACAAUAUGAGGGAGCCACUACUCCCAGCCUGUGAAAAGUAGUGGAACUUGGCUAUCAGACAUUUUGAAAAUGUGUUAGUUUACAGUACAUUCUUGCAGCCCAAUGCCAGGUUCUAGGCAUUGCAGUGGGUUGGACUAGUGACCCUUCCAACUUUACAAUUUAAGAUUUAAUAAAAGAAUUCUUUCUCAAUUCAGCACCAGGGCUGGGGGUGCCCAAACCUUUUUCAAAGAGGGCCAGAUUUGAUGAAGUGAACACUCUAACCCAGGGGUUUUCAACCUUUCGGAGUCCGUGGCUCCCUCGGCCAACAACAUUAUUUCUGCAGCUCCCCUGUGUGGAAACACACUCAGAGCCUCAGGAGCCCAGUUACAUCACCCCUUGCCUGCAGAGGCGGCAGACCGUCACCCCUUUUGGAACACCCUCCCCAGUGCUGGAUUUAUGCAUAAGCUAAACAAGCUAUAGCUUAGGGCCCCACUCUCUUGGGGGACCCCAAAAAAAUUUAAAGGAGAAAAACACUGGAUGUACAUUUCCAAAAUAUCAAAUAAAAAACAUUUUGUUAUGUGCAAAUGGCUUUAGAUACCUAUUAGGUCCUGGAGGCGGUUGGAGGAUGGAUGGCGGCUAAUGGAUUGAAGUUGAAUCCUGACAAGACAGAAGUAUUGUUUUUGGGGGACAGGGGGCGGGCUGGUGUGGAGGACUCCCUGGUCCUGAAUAGGGUAACUGUGCCCCUGAAGGACCAGGUGCGCAGCCUGGGAGUCAUUUUGGACUCACAGCUGUCCAUGGAGGCACAGGUCAAUUCUGUAUCCAGGGCAGCUGUCUACCAACUCCACCUGGUACGCAGGCUGAGACCCUACCUGCCCGCGGACUGUCUCGCCAGAGUGGUGCAUGCUCUAGUUAUCUCCCGCUUGGACUACUGCAAUGCGCUCUACGUGGGGCUACCUUUGAAGGUGACCCGGAAACUACAAUUAAUCCAGAAUGCGGCAGCUAGACUGGUGACUGGGGCGGCCGCCGAGACCACAUAACACCGGUCUUGAAAGACCUACAUUGGCUCCCAGUACGUUUCCGAGCACAAUUCAAAGUGUUGGUGUUGACCUUUAAAGCCCUAAACGGCCUCGGCCCAGUAUACCUGAAGGAGCGUCUCCACCCCCAUCGUUCUGCCCGGACGCUGAGGUCCAGCGCCGAGGGCCUUCUGGCGGUUCCCUCAUUGCGAGAAGCAAAGCUACAGGGAACCAGGCAGAGGGCCUUCUCGGUAGUGGCACCCGCCCUGUGGAAAGCCCUCCCAUCAGAUGUCAAAGCGAUAAAUAACUACCUGACAUUUAGAAGACAUCUUAAGGCAGCCCUGUUCAGGGAAGCUUUUAAUCUGUGAUAUUUUACUGUAUUUUUUGUUUCUAUGGAAGCCGCCCAGAGUGGCUGGGGAAACCCAGCCAGAUGGGCGGGGUACAAAUAAUAAAUUAUUAUUAUUAUUAUUAUUAUAAAUUACCAUAUAGCAUAUAUUCAACACAAAAAACAGCGACAAUUUGUUGUUGACAUAUAAUGCACCCCAUUACCUUCAGUAGCUUAGGGCCUCAUCAAACCUAAAUCCGGCCCUGACUCUCCCUUGUGGAGUGUUCCCACAGCCUCUUCUCCCCUCUUCUUGAGAGUCCUCCGGGCAGCAGCCCCUGGUCUCUGAGCUGCCCCAAAGAGGGGCUUGGGAAGAGGAUGCCCCCAGCCUUAGUAGCCCACUGGAGACCGAACAAAGGUGAGCAUAGGGCCAGCACCUUCCUCACCUUGUGAGGCAGCAGUGGGCAUUGCUGGUCCUGCAUGGUGUGCCCUUCAGCGCUGGGCACUCAGCUCCCAGGCAGGCCUUUCACACAGCGAGCACAAGAAAGGCCAGCACGGUGCCUGCCUGCCCAGCUUCCCACUUUUCUGUCCAUUCCCAACAGCAAGGUCUGGCAGACUGGCUAGCUGGGCUCCCUCGCCCGCUUGCUUGCUUCCUCCGAGGCCACCUCUGCUCCUGGCAUGCAGAGGGUCGCAAGGCCAGCUGGCUAGCCCCAGCUGCGUCGUCUCCUUCCAGCCGUCCCGCUGCGACGACCCAUCAGCCUCUGCUCCGAUGUAAAUCAGAGACCCAGGCUUCAAAGCCAGGGCACACUAUAGCAGCCGAGCGAACUGUGCACACAGAAUAGGCUUGAGGCUUGCGGAAGCAUACUACAACUACGGAUUUAUUAAUCAUAAAUCAGAACAAAGAAACAUGUCAUCUCUCUCUUUGUCUUCUCAGGGAGACAGAGAAAAGCAAAAGCUAUACACACAACGGAAAUUCCCAGCAACCUGUGCUGGUAUGUAAACAGACAUAUGACAUGCAACAGUUCCAUGUCUGCAACUAAAGGUGGAAUGGAAUUUCCCAACAUCCAGCACCCCCUGGCCAGCCCCAGAGGCACCAUUCGCCUGUGGAGCUUGUAGCCAGGGCUGCUACAACAAACAGCCACAUAUCGUAUUUUUCGCCCUAUAGGACGCACUUUUCCCCCUCCAAAAAUGAAGGGGAAAUGUUUGUGCGUCCCUUGGGGCGAGUGCAGGCUUCAGGCAGCUAUCCGCAAGCCUUGGGAGCCCGCAGGAGUUCCCGCCGGUCUCCCAAGGCUUGCGGAGAGCUGCCUGCAUCCUGAAGCCCGGGGCGUGCUGAGUAGCGCGCCCCGGGCUUCGGGCAGAUAUCCGCAAGCCUGGGGAGACCGGCGCGACUUCCCGCCGGGCUCCCUAGGCUUGCGGAUAGCAGCCUGUUCUGGGGGCUGGGGUCGGGGGAAGCUCGGGCUUCCCCUGCCCCAGCCCCACGCCUGGGGGGGGGGGAAUAAUUUUUUUUUCUUUAUUUCCCUCCCCCCCAAAAAACUAGGUGCGCCUUAUGGGGCGAAAAAUACGUUAUGCUUUUGGGAGGCAGAAAUGCAAGAGGGCACCAGAGGAGGGAGGGAAGGGAAGAAAGAGGGACAAGGCCAGUGUUGCCCGUGGCACCCCUAACCAUCAUUCAAGGCACCCCAGGGUGUCACGGCACACUGGUUGAAAACCACUGCUCUGACCAUUGGACCAAAUGCAUGUUAGUACAUAUUCACGUAGGGGCCAUAUCUGCUAUGUGAAGAUGCCUCUGAAAUUCUCCUGGCUCUUAAGUGUGCUUAGAAGUCAUCUAGAAAGUGCGCUAAACACAACACUGCAGGAUGUCAUCGUGGAUUCGGUCACUUCCGUUUUGGGAACACUUGUGUUCAUGUUUCCGUGCCUAAAACGUGUACGAAUGUUCUGUGUUUGGUUUGUUUCAGUUAG
This is a messenger RNA of Podarcis lilfordi (Lilford's wall lizard), 29519 nucleotides long. The record is from the annotation of a GenBank genome assembly. Lineage: Eukaryota; Metazoa; Chordata; Lepidosauria; Squamata; Lacertidae.